This is a messenger RNA of Papaver somniferum (opium poppy), 489 nucleotides long. RefSeq lists its product as uncharacterized. Bases 169 to 489 code for a protein of 106 amino acids. NCBI's taxonomy places the organism in Eukaryota, Viridiplantae, Streptophyta, Magnoliopsida, Ranunculales, Papaveraceae. The transcript is spliced from 3 exons. The record is from RefSeq and is a predicted model, not a curated record.
AGUUUUUAGUCAGAGGUGAAUUGAGUUCGUUCAUCAUAUAACCGAUCCAACUAGAACUAAAUUCUAACUACGGUAUUCACAACUUCUUCUUCUAAACCACGACUUCUAAGCAUAAACCCUAAAAAUUUAUUUUCAAAUCUUUUUGAAAAAUCAAUCAACCAAAUCAUCAUGGAACGAACUAAAGGAGAAAGAGUCAAAUCAACUUCACAAGAUAUUUCAAGGAUUCAUGUCAAAGCUUUUAUCGAAGGAGAACAAACCCAAGAUGCACUUAUAAAACGGAAGAUGGGAAUUAUUUUGAAUUUUGUAGAAUCCUCUGGAGCUGAAGAUGAGCCGAUAAGCUUUUCAAAAAAGGCUCGUUUAAUCUCGAUGCUCAAAAAUUAUGAUAACUCUCAAAAAUCACAUAUUUUUUCUGCUUCGGAGGAUGAUAUCCCUGUCAUUAAUUUGUUGAAGAAUAAAGGCAAAAACAAGAAAAAUGCAAGAAGUAACUAG